Miscanthus lutarioriparius is the source of this 885-nucleotide messenger RNA. NCBI's taxonomy places the organism in Eukaryota, Viridiplantae, Streptophyta, Magnoliopsida, Poales, Poaceae. The record is from the annotation of a GenBank genome assembly.
AUGGAGUCCCGGGAGGUGAAGGCCGAGCAGCGGCAGCAGCCCGUGACGCCGAAGAAGCGCAGGAGACCGAAGCCGGAGAAGUCCGCGCAGGCGGACGGCGGAAGCUCCAGCUCGGCCGCCGAGUCGUCCCCGCUGAGUAGAACGUCGUCGUCGUCACCGCUGAGCAACGACGCUGACGGCAAGGGUCAGCAGCAGCAGCACCAUCAACAAGCCGGAGGCGGGAAGAGGCCGAGGCUCGUGUGGACUGACGAACUGCACGACUUGUUUGUGAAAGCAUACGACAGCCUUGGGGAUGAGGCUGUGCCCAGGAGAAUAUUGGAGAAGAUGAACGAGAAGAUGAACGUUCCUGAAGUUAGCAGAGAGAAAGUUGCAAGCCACCUUCAGAAACAUAAAUUGCAUCUGAGACGUCUAGCUGAAGAAGCUUCAAGUGAUUCCCCAACCAAAGAAGCACCGGCGCCCUCCCACCCUCUGCGUUCCCUUCCUCCAAACACUCGUUUGGCAGAGGUGUCUCAGGCACAGCUGGAGCUUGUGCAGGUACUCCAGCAGACACCGCCGGAUUGCUUGAGCAGAAGCAGCAGCAGCAUUGGAGCAAACCUUCAGAUUGUACAGUCGAUCAAGCAGCAGCUCUGUGGACCUCCCAUCAAGGAAGGAAGACAAGCACAGCCUGCUCAAACGAUGCAGCGAGUUCCCGCUGAUUCAGGCUGCUCUCCCGUAGGCAUGGAAACAUCAACCGCAGCAAUCUUGGUUCCUGAGGCCAACACAGAGGAGGCAGUGACACGCAUGGCGCAGGCUGCCAAGGCUGAAAACGCCGCGGAACCAGAAGAAGCGGCUCCUCGUCCUGGCAGCAUUCUUGGACAAUUCUGGGCGGUAGGAAUUAAGCGAUGA